Messenger RNA from Manihot esculenta (cassava), 1040 nucleotides. Its product is annotated as tropinone reductase-like 3. The record is from RefSeq and is a predicted model, not a curated record. The transcript is spliced from 6 exons. The coding region runs from base 107 to 874 and encodes 255 amino acids. Gene Ontology annotation, molecular function: oxidoreductase activity. Lineage: Eukaryota; Viridiplantae; Streptophyta; Magnoliopsida; Malpighiales; Euphorbiaceae.
UAGUCACUAUAUUGAGGAUUAGAUCCAAUCAAUUAACCUACCAUGUCAUUCAAUUUCUCUGAUCGAUUCAGUUUCUUACUUUGCUCGAGUAGUGAUCCUAACCCUAAUGGAGAAGAAAAAUUUUGGCAAGAGAUUUGAAGGGAAGGUGGCUAUUGUUACAGCUUCCACUCAAGGCAUCGGCUUUGCAAUCGCCCGGCGCCUUGGCGAUGAAGGCGCCUUCGUCGUCAUCUCUUCUCGGAAGCAGAAAAAUGUAGAUGAGGCUGUUGAGAAACUUAAAGCUCAGGGUAUCCAAGUGUUUGGUGUCGUUUGUCACGUCGCAAAUGCAGAAAAAAGAAAGAAUCUCAUUCAGAAGACAGUUCAGAAAUAUGGAAAAAUAGAUGUGGUUGUGUCCAAUGCCGCUGUUAAUCCAUCUACUGAAUCCAUUUUAGAGACUCAAGAAUCUGUCCUUGACAAGCUUUGGGAAGUUAAUGUCAAAGCCUGUAUCCUUCUUUUGAAGGAUGCAGCUCCUCACAUGCAGAAGGGUUCUUCAGUCGUUCUGAUUUCCUCAAUUACUGGUUACAACCCCUAUCCCUCCUUGGCUAUGUAUGGGGUGACAAAGACAGCUCUUCUUGGGCUUACUAAGGCCCUUGCAGCUGAAAUGGCACCUGACACUCGUGUAAACUGCAUAGCUCCUGGGUUUGUACCAACUCACUUUGCUGAUUUCAUCACAAGAAAUGAGGCCAUUAGAAAGUCCUUUGAGGAAACCACAUUACUUAAGAGGCUUGGUACCACAGAAGACGUGGCUUCUGCAACUGCCUUUUUGGCAUCCGAUGAUGCUUCUUAUGUAACAGGAGAAACCUUGGUUGUCGCCGGAGGGAUACCCUCUAGACUUUAGUCCUCUCUCGUUAAAUAAUCUCAAAUGUUUUUCAAUGUAUGUUCUUUUUUUUUUUUUUUUUUUUUUUUCGCAUUUUUAUUUAACAUUUUUCAGUCCCUUGGAGGAUUCAUGUUUUUAUUGAAAUCUAGAUUAAUAAAUUUAUCAGGUAGAAGUCGGUAUUAGUAAA